Molecule: messenger RNA, 2746 nt
Organism: Mercurialis annua (annual mercury)
Lineage: Eukaryota; Viridiplantae; Streptophyta; Magnoliopsida; Malpighiales; Euphorbiaceae
Product: diphthine--ammonia ligase
Exons: 12
Coding region: 157-2391 (744 amino acids)
Biological process (GO): protein histidyl modification to diphthamide
Molecular function (GO): diphthine-ammonia ligase activity
Source: RefSeq, a predicted model, not a curated record
ACUCUUAAACAUUCUGUCAUUGUAAACUAAAAAAACAGUUGUCAAAGUAAAACUAGCGAAUGAGCGAUCAACAUUUCAAGCUUUCUAUUCCAAAAGCUUACUAAAACCCUAAAAAAACCAGAGAAAACGCAAAAAGCUCUCCUGCAACUUGAAGAGAUGAAGGUGGUGGCGCUAGUAAGCGGAGGCAAGGACAGCUGUUAUGCCAUGAUGAAAUGCAUCCAAUACGGUCAUCAGGUUGUGGCAUUGGCCAAUUUGUUACCUGUUGAUGACUCUGUUGAUGAAUUAGAUAGUUACAUGUAUCAAACUGUUGGGCAUCAAAUUGUUGUUAGCUAUGCAGAGUGUAUGGGAGUUCCAUUGUUUCGAAGGCGAAUACAGGGAUCUAGCAGGCUCCAAAAGCUUAACUACAAGACAACUGCUGGUGAUGAGGUUGAAGAUAUGUUUUAUUUAUUGAAUGAAGUUAAGAGACAGAUACCUUCCAUCACAGCAGUAUCUUCUGGUGCUAUUGCGUCUGACUAUCAGAGGCUACGAGUAGAAAGCGUUUGUUCAAGGUUAGGGCUUGUUUCUCUAGCAUAUUUAUGGAAACAAGAUCAGUCAACGCUACUUCAAGAAAUGAUAACAAACGAGAUCACAGCUAUCACUGUAAAGGUUGCAGCCAUGGGAUUGGACCCAGCAAAGCACUUGGGCAAAGAAAUAGCUUUCUUGAAACCAUAUCUUCACAAGUUGAAAGAAUUGUAUGGGAUUAAUGUAUGUGGUGAAGGAGGGGAAUACGAAACAUUAACCCUUGACUGCCCUCUGUUUGUUAAUUGCAGAAUUGUGCUGGAUGAGUUUAAAGUUGUAAUGCACUCUUCAAAUUCUAUAGCUCCAGUCGGCAUCAUUCAUCCUUUAGUCUUUCACUUGGAAAAUAAAGAGAAGGGUGCUUUAGUCAAUGAUAAUGACAAAACGAAUGAUUCAUGCCAAGAAAAAACGGGUUCUGUUUUUGAAGUUGAAGGAGACUGCACAAACAGAAGUGAGACUACGUCUAAUUUAACUGUUGAAAGCACAGAUUUUGCUGAAGUUAAAAACGAUAGACUUUGCGUCUCUAAAACACAAAAGGAUAAUGUAUUUUCCAUUUCAUGCUGGUUGCAAGAUUCAGACAAUACUUCAACAGCAUUGCAUGAAGAUCUAGAGAUUGUUCUAAAGCAUAUUGAAUUACAGCUUGUAAGAUAUGGUUUUGGCUGGGAGCACGUCUUAUAUAUCCAUCUCUAUAUAGCUGAUAUGAAUGAGUUUACUACAGCAAAUGAGAUGUACGUUCGGUUCAUUACACAGGAGAAGUGCCCCUUUGGUGUUCCAUCCCGCAGUACAAUUGAAGUGCCUUUAUUGCAAGUGGGUUUGGGAAGGGCAUGUAUUGAGGUUCUUGUGUCAAAUGAUGGAAGCAAAAAUGUCUUGCAUGUACAAAGUAUUUCUUCAUGGGCACCUAGUUGCAUUGGACCAUAUAGUCAGGCAACCUUGCAUAAUGAGAUGCUUUACAUGGCUGGGCAGUUAGGUUUGGACCCUCCCACAAUGACUUUAUGCAGCGGAGGCCCUGCCGCUGAGUUAGAACAAGCACUAGAAAAUAGUGAAGCAGUGGCAAAAUGCUUUGACUGUUCGAUAUGUAGCUCUACUGUUCUCUUUACCGUAUACUGUUCAAAACAAAUUCCAUUGUCUGAUAGACAUAUGGUUAAGGAAAAGCAGGAGUCCUUUAUCAAGAAGAUGAGAAUACUGGAACUAGAAGAAGGAAACACACGUAAAGCUCUUGAUCCGAUAUAUGUAUAUGUCCUUGUGCCUGAUCUGCCAAAAAGGGCAUUUGUUGAAGUAAAGCCUCUUCUUUUUGCCUUAAAGGACAUGAGCAUAAAAAAGACCACUGUGUGUAAUCUAUCUUCUGCCAUCCUGCCUAAUUGUUGGGGCUUUCAGCAAGCGCCAUGGCAUGACUCUUGCAUUCAGAAAUGUAUUGUUAGUGGGAAGAUAUGUGCAGUUCUUUUGUCUAUUAGGAAUGACAUUGUUGCGAAAAUCUGUUUGGAGUCUCUUGGUGGCGAUGAUAAUGAUGGGGAUCAACACCACUCUCUCAAUAAGGUGCAGAUGGAAAGGAUUUCAAGAUUUUGUAUCUAUCUUCUUGAUAAAGUGGUUGCGGAAGGUGAUUUUUCUUGGGAAGACACAGUGACAUUGAGGUUCUACCUCCCAACAAGCCUCGGCAUGACUGUGGAGACAGUAUCAAACAUGUUCACAAGUGCUUUGAAAGAUCUUUCUGAAAUGGGCAGAAAGGUUCAAACUGGGGCAGAACCUAUGUUUAAUAUUGUUCCGGUCUUAGGUGCAGGCAGAUCUGCUGGAUCGAUGGAUGAUUUGAUCACGUGUGAAUUAUUUGCUCAGAAAUCCUGAACCUCGUUGCUCCUCCAUUAAUCAUGUAAAAUUAAUUUUUCAUCAUGAGAAAUUCAUGAAGGAUACAUUAUCAAAAUUAUUGAGCACAGAAUUAUAUGGCUCGUCAGCGUCGAUUGAUCAGCUGCUCCAUUGCUCCAUCGCCUCUUUCUGUGCUAUGUUUUACUUUUUUUGCGGAUGCGGUGGAUCAAUGGCAAUUUGAAGUGUCUGUAACUGUCGGUCGCUAUUCCGGAAGCAGGUAAUAUGUAUCAUGAUCUUUUUCCUUGCUUUUAUUCUUCUGUAAUGCUAAACUUGCAACUGUCUACCCUAUUUAUUGCUAUGAGCUUUACAUAUUUGGAGCUUGACUUCUUUUUUUUAA